AUGCGCGCAAUUUCGGGAAGUGAUCCUCAAAUGAAAGCUCAGGGAUUGUUCCGAAACAUCAUGGUCGAGCGACUGGGAGAUUCUCUGAAAGGCCAGAAGGCUGCGAAACUGCUCCUCCACGACUUCCCUGUUGGCUGUCGGCGCUUGACCCCUGGUCCUGGAUUUCUGGAAUCUAUCACACAAGAGAAUGUUGAACUACGUUGGGAUGAUAUCGAAAAAAUCACUGAGAAAGGCAUCCAAACACGGUCGGGCCAGGAGAUUGAGUACGAUGUCAUUGUAUGCGCCAUGGGCUUUGAUACUUCUUUCUGCCCAUCAUACCCCCUCAUUGGAAGAAGAGGAGUGAAUCCGGCAAUAAAGUGGACUAAUAAACUCCCUGGAGCUUACUUUGGUCUCACAUCACCAGAUAUGCCACCAGAUAUGCCAAACUACGUUUCCUUUAUAGGACCAAACAGUACCAUUAGCAGUGGAUCACUCGCAACUGCCAUUUACAUCUAUAAGUGGUUUCAGAAGCUUCAAACUGAGGACAUUCAAAGCUUUGAAGUGCGUCAUGAUGCUAAUAAAGAAUACAAUGAGCAUAUGCAUACCUACCUCAAGAGAACCGUCUGGACCGAAGGCUGCCGAAGUUGGUACAAGCGUGGAACAAUUGAUGGUCCCGUUGUAGCUGUCUAUGGCGGUAAUACCUUCCAGUUCAUGGAAGCUAUCAAGAAUGCUCGUUGGGAAGAUUUUAAUAUCGAGAAAACUUUCAAAGCCAAUCGGUUUUCUUAUCUUGGCAAUGGAUUCACCAAGAGAAAAACCUAUGGAGGCACAAUUGGUACUACACAGACACUGGACUUUGAGGAAUACUGGCGUUCAUUUGUGCUACCGGAAAUCCACGAAUAG
This is a messenger RNA of Penicillium malachiteum, 879 nucleotides long. RefSeq lists its product as uncharacterized. Lineage: Eukaryota; Fungi; Ascomycota; Eurotiomycetes; Eurotiales; Aspergillaceae. The transcript is spliced from 2 exons. Bases 1 to 879 code for a protein of 292 amino acids. The record is from RefSeq and is a predicted model, not a curated record.